Molecule: messenger RNA, 1271 nt
Organism: Cuscuta epithymum
Lineage: Eukaryota; Viridiplantae; Streptophyta; Magnoliopsida; Solanales; Convolvulaceae
Source: the annotation of a GenBank genome assembly
CCUAGUUUCAACGGGAUCCGAUUUCUGAAUCAAAUGAGGGGGAAGAGUGUGAUGUUUGUGGGCGAUUCUCUGAGCCGCAACCAGUUUGAGUCGUUGAUUUGUAUGAUUCAAACCUUGAUUUCACCUUCUGAUCCAAAACCCCAAACCCAGAUGAACGGCGGCGACCCGUUAUCCUCUGUAUCUUUCCCUGAGUAUGGAGUGAAAAUAUCGUACUACAAAGCAGUAUUCCUUGUGGAUAUAGACAUGUACCAGGGGAAGAGAUAUCUGAAACUGGAUGACAUAAGAGGGAACGGGAAUGCUUGGUUGAAUGCAGAUGUGCUUUCUUUUAACACGGGUCACUGGUGGUCUCAUUCAGGCUCUACCCAAGGUUGGGACUAUGUGGAGUAUGAUGGGGUGCAACAUCAAGCUUUUCAGAGUCCACUGGAUGCUCUUGAAAGAGGGCUGAGAACAUGGUCACAAUGGGUUGAUAAUAAUGUUGAUUUCAGUAGAACGAAAGUGUUUUUCCAAAAUAUCUCCCCUACACACUACGGCUCCGGGCAAUGGAAUAUAGGACCGACAACUACAACGUCAGAGAGCUGUACUGGACAGACAGGACCUAGUACAACAUAUCCAGUGACAUACCCCGACCCAAUCGAAGAGGUGUUGGCGAAUGUAAUCGGAGGAAUGAAGAACCCACCAUUCUUGCUCAACAUAACUGCACUCUCGGAAAUGAGAAAAGAUGGACACCCGUCUGUUUACAGUGCAAGUAGCAGCUCAGCUGAAAUGGCCAACCAAAAAACUGCUGAUUGCAGCCAUUGGUGCCUUCCUGGCUUACCUGACACUUGGAAUGUCUUAUUCAACUAUGCUCUUUCCUUCUAACCUCACCUCCAUUCCAUACUUAGGUGCUAAUGAGGUUGCAUAAUUUGCUUCUUGAACCUGUCAUUUGGCGUCUUAGAAGAAAAUGGGGAGGACAACCCUUCCUCCAUCCUCAUUAACAUAUCCGCCCUUGGGGAAUUUUUUGCAAGAUGUAAGUGGCUUCAUUUAUAUGUAUAUACUCCGAAUGUUAUCACUGUACCAUGAUCGCCAACUUGGUGUACCUGCCCAGCCUAUGGUUGGCUGUAGUAGGACUAGCAGAACAAUGUAUUUAUUUAUUCAUUUAUUAUUUUAUUUAGACAUACUAACGAUGUGUAAAUACUUCAAACUUUGAAGCGGUGUGAUGUAAAUACUUCAAACUUGUAUAUAUAAUAUAAAUAUUCAAACACACAAUAAAAAUAUGAUUUUUCUUUCACAAA